GCUGUAGAACGGAGAGGCGCUCUGCGCUCUUCGGGAGUUUGGCAGCAGCGCAGCUCUGAAGCACCAUGCCCUCCUCUGAGGAUUUCUACCUGGAAUAUCAGGGACUUCUGCUUCCCAGAGAGACUCACUGCACAGAAAGCUUGAAGUUUGCGCAGGAAUUCAUUUUUAACGACGAUGACGUUGUGGCAGUUACAUACCCGAAGUCAGGAACGACCUGGAUGCAGGAGAUCCUCCCGCUGGUGCUAAAUGGAGGAGAUUUGACCCCUGUUCAUACAGUUGUGAACUGGGACCGGGUCCCGUGGCUCGAAGAAACAAGACUGGCGAAGAUUGUGGAUAAGCUGCCAUCUCCACGUGCCCUUGUUACACAUUUUCAUUACAGCCUCAUGCCCCCUUCAUUUCACACCUCCAAAGCGAGAGUAAUCUAUGUUAUGAGGAACCCAAAGGAUGUCAUGGUGUCUUCGUAUUACUUCCACCAAAUGGCUAACUUCCUUGAGGAUCCGGGCACCUUUGAUGAAUUCCUGGAGAAAUUCCUGGAGGGCAGAGUGCUCUUUGGAAAAUGGACGGACCACGUAAAGAGCUGGAGACAUGCAGAGCUAGGAGACAGAAUACUUUUCAUCACAUACGAGGAAAUGGUUCAGGACCUGUCUGCAUCUAUCAAGCGCAUGUCCGACUUUUUGUGCUGUGAUCUCAGUAAAGACGUCAUCCAGAAGAUAGCAGAGCAUUGCUCUUUUCGGAGCAUGAAGGCCAACAUCAUGUCCAACUUUAGCCUGGUCCCAAAGGAAUACAUGGACAAUGAUAAGUCUCCUUUCCUCAGGAAAGGAAUCGCAGGUGACUGGAAAAACCACUUCAGCUCAGAUCAACUGGCCCGAUUCAAGUCUGUGAUUAACAGGGAGUUGGAGGGAGAGAAGUUCCCGCUGCCAUGGAGUCUGGACUGAUCCACACAGAGUAAUGGAAGAAUGGAGGAAAA
This is a messenger RNA of Cyprinodon tularosa, 967 nucleotides long. It is a transcript of the gene sult2st3, whose product is annotated as sulfotransferase family 2, cytosolic sulfotransferase 3. The transcript has 6 exons. The record is from RefSeq and is a predicted model, not a curated record. Gene Ontology annotation, biological process: sulfation. Gene Ontology annotation, molecular function: sulfotransferase activity. Bases 66 to 935 code for a protein of 289 amino acids. Lineage: Eukaryota; Metazoa; Chordata; Actinopteri; Cyprinodontiformes; Cyprinodontidae. Gene Ontology annotation, cellular component: cytoplasm.